Molecule: messenger RNA, 2810 nt
Organism: Leptopilina boulardi
Lineage: Eukaryota; Metazoa; Arthropoda; Insecta; Hymenoptera; Figitidae
Product: alpha-tubulin N-acetyltransferase-like
Exons: 8
Coding region: 754-1947 (397 amino acids)
Biological process (GO): alpha-tubulin acetylation
Cellular component (GO): microtubule
Molecular function (GO): tubulin N-acetyltransferase activity
Source: RefSeq, a predicted model, not a curated record
GGAAAAAAUGAACGGAACGCUUGCCAGUAAAGUCCGGACCAGUCGAAGGUCCACCAGGUGACUUUAAGUGUCUCUUAUUUAUUGUAAGAUUUAUCUCAAAAAUUUUUUUUCUUUUACAUUUUUCUAAAAAAAAAAAAAAAUUAAUUUCCUUCUAGGAAAUAAUAAGUAAACAAGGAAUUGAAAAAUGAAGAUGCAAAGUCGAGAGGAGAGUAAAUCAGUAUAGUUUCUAGGAGGUUGUCGCAAGAUCGAUCCAUUCGAGACACAAGAGCUUUAUCUUCUUCCGGAAAAUCUCUCUUCCUAAAGAGGGGAAGAAAAGAAAAAAAUUGCCUGAAAUCGAUUUUCUUAUGUGAGAAAAAAAAAUAAUUCUCAAAUAAUUGUUGACAUUUGUUGCUCCACGUGACUUGACAGAAACUGUCAAAAAAAAGUGAGGUUUUAAAAUAUUUCAAUAAAAAAAGAAAAAAAAAUGCUUUGAAAUUCUAUAUUGCAAUUUUCAAGGAAAUAACGUAAUUUUGUAAAAAUAUUUUUUUUUUGAGAAAAAAUAGAAACUUGUGUAGAAAACAUAUAGAAUCUUACUGAUGUGAUAUUGAUGGAAGAAAGUAUAAUUGAUUACAAAGAGGAUAUAAUAAUAAUUGGAGAAGAAAAAAAAAAGGAGAAUUAGAACAAAAAUUAUUUUGAGUAAAAAAUUUUGUGAUUUUAUAAACAAACGUGACACAUUGACUGCGAGGAAUUGUUUGGAAGAUUGAGACCUUUGCAAUGGAGUUCAAGUUCAACGUGAAUAAACUCUUGCCCCGGAAAAUCAACAAGAUCACGCACACCCUUAUUCCUGAGGAUUUUCGAGGUGAUCGAAGGGAAUUCAACGAAUGCCAGAGGCAGCUGACUCGAAUUUUGGACGAAAUAGGCGAGGCAUCAUCCAAAGCACAAGGGCUCAGUAAACCAAUAACAAGUGCGACAAAAUUGAGAAAUUCGGACCAUACAGUCUACAUAUUAGUUGAUAAUGAAGGCAACAAUGGCUUAGGGAGUAUAAUUGGUCUAUUAAAAGUUGGAUCGAAGAAUCUUUUUAUGUUUGACGAAACUGGGAUCCAUUAUCAAUUGAAGCCAAGAUGUAUAUUGGAUUUUUAUAUUCACGAAUCCCGACAACGAAUGGGGUUGGGCAAUCUUCUCUAUCAGCACAUGCUCACUGAGGAAAAUCUACGACCAGUGAAAUUAGCAAUCGAUCGUCCCUCUGAGAAAUUUCUAUCUUUUAUGAACAAAUAUUACGGAUUAACUGAUAUAAUACCGCAAAAUAAUAAAUUUGUCGUCUUCGAAGGAUUUUUCGAUGAUGAGGAACAGGAAACAAAGGGUAACAGAUACAGUCAAUCGGCCAAGUUUUCUGACAGAUCUUCCUGUUAUAGUAGCAGUAGUGAAAAUGGAAGGAGCCUGAAUGGAAGCUCACAAUCCGCAAGUGUUUUACCUCGAAGUGCUUUUGGAAGAUAUGCUGCCGCCCGUCCACCUUGCUCUAUGGCAACUAUAAUUCAUAACACUGCAGUGCUUGGCCAAUCUGCCGAGCGAGCAAGUGAAAUUUCGGAUUUUCGACGUGGUCUACAGACACCAAGUGCAAAACUCGAACGACCACGUUCACUCAGUUUAUAUUCUGAGGAGGAGCAAAAAAAUCGAAACAAUGAAUUAUCAACAGUUCCAACUCCAAUAUUACCGGAUGAUCAACCACUUCCUUCAGUUCCACAAACUCCAGCAGUUCCAGAGGAGCCAGAAAUAUUACCACCACCAUCAGAAGUGCCAUCAAUUUCACAGCCGGACGUUGAGUCAAUUCCGGAAAAUAGUGAAUCGGAAAUUAUCGAGAAGCCAAGGGAAAAUAGCGUGAAAUCCUCGCCUUCCUGCGGACAGGAAGUUGCAGGAACCACUCAAGCUGGUCAUCUCGAUCUCAAAUUUUACCAUUCGCCUCUGUGGUAAAUUUUUUUACCCGCAAAAAGAAGGGAAGGAGUAAAAAAAAAAUCGUCCGUGUCAAUUCUGAGUUUUUGCACAAUAGAAAUAAUUUUUUCUUUUUUUAGCAAAUUUUUCGACAUUAAUGUCGAAACUGCCUUGAAAAAUUUUUUCAUUUUUUGGUAAAAUUGUUGUAACUGGUGUAAACUAUAUAAUCCUAGAUUUAUAUAGACUUUUUGUAAAGUCAAAAAAAAAAUUUAAUCCAACUUUUCGAAUAAUUAUUAUUUUUUAAACGAGGAACAAUUCAUUUUUAUUAAAAAAGAGCUUUGCCUGUUUCAGAAUAAUAUUUGAUAAUUUAUUAUUUUAUUGCGUAUAUUUCUAAAUAGGUAUUUAAUAAAUGCACGAGAAUAGUGAAAGCAGCACAAAGUACCGAUAUGAAUAUUGAUCUUAUGUUUAGUAUUUAUAAAAUAAAAUACGGACCUAAUUUCACGAAUUUUAGUUUUUUUUUCUUCUUUUUUUUGUGCAACAUAACUUAGAAAUUAAAGAUAGAAUGGCAAAAUAAUUAAACAUUACGCGAAAAUAGGAGAUUGAUUAGCGCACGCAAAAAUAAUCUACAAAUUCUUAGUUUUAUAGUUAAAAAAUAUCAAAUUUUAUAUAUUUACCUCCUUUGAUUAUAAAUAGUUUCCUUAUAAUUGUAAAUAUUAAAUUUUUAUUUCUUGUUUUUUUUUUUACUUAAGAUUGAAUUUUAUUUUUUUUUUUUUAAGAUUUAGAAUUUAAUUUACGUUAUUUAUUGUUAUAUCCUUAAAUUUCUUGCAAUAUUUUAACAUUUUUUUGCGUUAGAUUUUAAUAUGUAUUUUUCUAAACAAUAAGGCAGAAUUUUUAAUAUGAAAAUA